Pseudozyma hubeiensis SY62 is the source of this 1086-nucleotide messenger RNA. RefSeq names its product methyltransferase. The transcript is spliced from 3 exons. NCBI's taxonomy places the organism in Eukaryota, Fungi, Basidiomycota, Ustilaginomycetes, Ustilaginales, Ustilaginaceae. The record is from RefSeq and is a predicted model, not a curated record. Bases 1 to 1086 code for a protein of 361 amino acids.
AUGCACGAUGGCUGCACCUUUGCGUCUUUUGGUCCAACUUGCCGAAAGCUUUCCUUCCGAGUCCAUUGGACCUUAGCGUCGCUCCCUUAUCCUCUCACGGAUAGGACAUCGCAGGCUGCGUCGGUGCUUGCGAUGGUUUGCGUUGCGAUUCGAAAAUCCGACCAUCAGAUGAUGAAGAUUUCGUUCCCGCUGGUCCCCAAAUUUUUCACCAUUCCUCAUACUGGGAUUGACAGAUUCUCACACACCACGCAGGCGCUGGCCGAGUUGAGAACCAAAAUUUCCCAAACCCCCCGACGCGUGACGCGUAAACCCCCCACGGCUGCACGUUGGACUUGUUUUCUACAUUUCGCCCUUUCCAAAACUUCUGUGAGCGAGGGUCGCUUCCGCUUGAUUGCGUCGGCGUCCGGAUCGUUCGAGCUGUGUCGGAAAGCAGGCAUGACAAUGCUGCAGCUGAUGCACAUCGCGAUCUGUGUCGUGGUCGAGGACGGGAAUGCUAUCUCAUACUCGACCCAACUUCGCCGUCGUCCUCGUCGACUUGUUCUGCGACACUGUAUCUCUGCGUAUCUCUUCCGAUGUGCGAUCCGUGAUCAGCACAGCAUGAAUUGCGCAAAGAGCCCUCAACUGAACAUGGACCUGUGUGCGAGCGAAGAGCAACGAGAAGCCGUCGGAAAAAGGGUGGCUCGGAUCAGCUUGCUCGUGUUGCAACCGAUACCUUUCUUUCGAUGCGGGGGAAACAAAAGCGUCACACGCUUCGUUCGAACUCUGUCUGGCUCGAUUUGGCAAUUUCCCGUCCUUUGUGGGAAUGCCAAUCUGCACAUACCACACGACGGUGGAAUUUUCCGCUUGGAAAUUCACUCUUUUCGGAGCUCAACUUUCUGGCCUACACUGUAUGCAAAGAUAGGUUUCUCCGCGCCUGAAAUCGUUCAUUCUGCAGUUCCCUGGUUGAGAAGUUACAGACUCGCAGCUGCCCUCCUCUUCUGUUCGCCGUCGCCGAGGAGAAUGGCUUGCCUUGAUUGCCAUGCGAAGAAGGUUGUCACGCAAGAUAGAGAGAGGCACAGUGUCGUUUGCCGCUUUCUCGGUAUUUGA